Molecule: messenger RNA, 4100 nt
Organism: Anopheles moucheti
Lineage: Eukaryota; Metazoa; Arthropoda; Insecta; Diptera; Culicidae
Gene: mxt
Product: eukaryotic translation initiation factor 4E-binding protein Mextli
Exons: 10
Coding region: 441-2402 (653 amino acids)
Biological process (GO): positive regulation of translation; regulation of formation of translation initiation ternary complex
Cellular component (GO): cytoplasm; RNA cap binding complex
Molecular function (GO): RNA binding; translation initiation factor activity; eukaryotic initiation factor 4E binding
Source: RefSeq, a predicted model, not a curated record
UUUGGAAAGUGUUUCGGGAGCAAAGAGGGGAGGAGGGCAAGCAGCGAACAAUUCCGUCGUUUAUAUUUUUGUUUUCGUUCAGCUUACACCGGACGUUGUGUUUCGUUUUUUUCUCUCCUUCGCCUAUCUGUCCAGUACGCGUUGGAAGGAGGUGUAAACGUGAAACGUUGGAGUCCGUAGGAAAUUGCGUUACCAUUAUUAGUACCACAGCGCACACACACCGCCUGUGUGUGUACUUUCGAAACGUGCAGCAAGCUUUCCGUUUUUCGUAAUUCGCCAAGAAGAAGGUGGAAAAUCAAUAGCCGCCACUGCGCGCUACCCCAGCAUUGGCGAAGUUUUCUGGGUACACGGUUCAGUGCGUUCGAUAGUUGGUAGCAUCAGUCCACAGGUGGCGGUUUCACGUGCUCUUGUGAUCAGACGAUCGCUCUUGCACCGCAAACAUGUCGCAGAUGGGCCGCGCCGUAAAGAACCUGGAACCGCCACGUCCGCUGAAGUCAACGCUGAAGCAAUCGCACGUCCAUCUGCCGGUUUAUGAAGUUCAAUCAAUCGAGGAGCUCAUAACGCUGACGGAGAAUGUGGCCGCUAGCCUGGCAAAUGGCUGCAACAAUGCGGAUGGUGUGAAUGCACUACUGGCGAAUCUGCGGCUACACGGGCCACAACUGGAGAAUGUAUCGAAAGAUACGCUGGACCGUGCGUUGGUCAUUUUCCGCAACGCGUCACAGGACGAACGGCUGAACAUAAUGACGCGAUUGAAUCUGUUGCAAUUAAUCGAGCUGCGAGCCAAAUCCUGGCAGGUUUCUGAUGGUGCAAACACCUACUACAAACACAAGGCAACAAAUGUGGAGCCUGACAUUUUGGCCGACCCGAACCUGCUGGGAUCCUCCCCGCCGAUGGGCCAAGCUGUGCCCGCGCUGGCACCGGGUGAGCUGAUUCGGACCUCUGGCAAAUUCCCGAAGCCUACGAAGAUACCCGGUAAAACGUACUGCAAGGACGAGAUCGUGAUUCGCAACGCCGAUUCUGGAAAAGUGAUGGGGAUCAAGGGACGUAGAGUUCAUAUGAUUGAAGAACUGUCGGAAACUGUUAUUUCGUUCCAAAGAGUGGCUACCGGGGCAAAAGAACGGCUGGUUCAAAUAACAGGACCCAAUGAGGAAAAAAUCAAUUAUGCGAAACAGUUAAUCGAAGACACUAUUCGUCGCAACGCAUCCCCGGUACGUUUGGACAAUUCCCAGGAUGGAUCCUGCAGUUCUCUAGCGUCAUCCGGUUCGGAUGAGACAGUCCCGAGAAAGGAGGCAGGAUCGAACGCAAGCGCAAGAAGUGCCUUAGUUGGGGCCAUGGCAGAAAUGGCAGCUAGCAAUGGUACGCACGGUAUGGGUGGCUUCAUACCCAGCCAGCAGUCGGUAUCGGGCACGGUAACCGGGGCCCUCAGCCUGAAUCUCAGUGGCUACUCACAAACACCACCAUCAUACACGCAUCCGAAGCUGUCACGUAACGGAUCACAGAACAAUGCGCAGCGCAACAGCGCCGGCAAUGGUGGCUUGCUGCUGCACAGCUUCUCCACGAACGAUGCGUCACUCGGCGAGUACAAGUACACGGUGAACGUGGGUCAACAUAAUCUGAAAAUUACUGGCGACUGUUUGGAGCUAGUGAAGGUGGCCAAAUUAGUGCUCGAUGAUUACUUUAGCAGCAACGAAUUUCUGGCUUCGGUAGACAUGUGCUCAAGUUUCGAUCUACCGAACACACUCUCUUCGCCGGUGGGAACGAUGCCUGGCCAGCAUUCGCUUAUCACCGGCACACCAUUCGUCGACAGCGGUGUCGGUUUGAACAACAUUGGCACCGCGGUCGGUGAGGUAGGCAACAGCAUCGAGCUGGACGAUGAUGUGUUUAUCGUCGAAGCGGGUGCGACCGGCUAUAAGCCGAACGAAGUGCAAACCAGCAGCAGCAAUACUACGAUUUCAGCCAGCAAUAAUGGCCUGAGCCGGUCUCGUCGGAGCCAUUUUUCGCGCAAGGAUAGCGCGGGCGAUGGGCUGAAGGAGACUACAGCGACGGCAGCCAAAUUGGAUACGAACGCAGUGAAACGUAUCGAAUAUGAACGGCUGAUUUACUACGCGAAGUCACCGUAUUCGUGGGAUUUGCCUGCUGACUGGAAGCGUAUAUGUGAAACUCUUCCUUAUUUGGUAAAAAAUAAGGAUAUCGAAGAUCAAAAGAAUCGUUUUAACGGUGACCAAUUUCUGGAAAUGAAAAAGCAAGCAGCAAAGGACAGUAGUGUGCAGGGAAGCAAUCAGCUCCCGGAUGCAGGCGAUGCCGCUGGUGAGCAACAACAACCGAACAGUGAUGGAUCAACCGACACCGGGGAUAAAGGGUCUGUUGCUAAUGCGACACAGAUGGAAAAGGCCAGUGCAUAGACAUGGAAUAAGUCCGUGGCAUGCGAAACAUAGACUCUGCUUCCCAGUGCAAUUGUGUAACGUAUUAUUAACAACAACACGGGGAAGAAUAGUUCACAAUCUGUCCGUUGUCGGCACAUCGAACCAAGGACGACGAAUUCGAAUACCCUACGAAACGUUUAGGUCUUCAUCUUAUCGCGCGGUAAUCGCUCUUUCUGUUUUUACGUCCAAUCAACAAUAUCAUUUAGCUGCUAGCUUUUUACAUUAAGCAUAAACUAAUCCUCUACUAACAUGAACGAGAUUAAUAACUUUUUUUACAUUUUAUUUUACACACAAUAUUAUAAGAGAAGCCCGUUUUGUGGGGCGAGCACCGAUCGAGAUUAUUUUCCCGAUCUCUCUUGUGAAAUGUCAGUGAAGACAUUCGACCGUUUGAUCGGUUUAUCGUUUUGUUUUUUUUUUUGUUAGCUGAAAGUUAUGCGCCUAGAGCAAAAUAUAAACUGUACACGAAUUUUCGAGAGCUAAUCACCCUAAUAAUACACGUGUACCAAACACUUUACGAGCUGGAAUAGCGUUACGUGUUUAAUCGAGCUUUUUUGCUUCGCAAUCUUAAAGCUAACCACCGAGAAAGAUGAUAUUACGGCGCUGGGGAGUUAUUCUUCUUUUUGCAAAAGAUACAGACCCCCGCGCGUGGUACUAUUCAGUGAUAUUUUCAAAAUGUGGUUUUAUAUGCCAAAUAUUAAUAAAAAACGGAAAAGCAUAAGUGGAAGUAGAAACACAACAAUACAGAGGCGCAGAAAACCCGUGAUAAAAAGAUCGCAGAGAGGACGGGAAUACGUGUACUGACAUCCUUUAAUAUUUACCAUUUAUUUAUCAAUUCAUUAAUGCAAGCAAGCAAGAACCCUGCUGAUACGAUUAGCAGAUUAGCAGUAAUAACAAACAAAAAAAUCAUAAUGUGUAUUAAUAACUUUCUAGUCUCAGCGAAAUAGGGAAGAACAAAACCAGCGCAUCGUGUUCGACUCUCAAUGCAAUCAAAACUUUUCGUUCGCAUCUCAUAAUACCCACGACGACGACGACGAUGACCCAAACACCGAUAGGAAUGCGGUUUUGUGUUCUCAUGUUCGCGCGCACGACGUACCCUCUCAUUAGAUAUGGAUAUUGAUUUUUUGUUUUUUUAUAUUAUUGUUUGUUGUUUUUUUGUUUGCAAUGUGUUAUCUCGAACCAUGUGUAAAUCAAUGUGUUUUUGUUUGUUUCUUUCCGCUUCGCGGUGUGAUUCGCAGAGUCACGACAUUUGCAAGUUUUCCCUUUAUUUAUUGAUUAUUUAUGCAGUAAUAUUUGAUAAAGCAAUAUGUUGUUUGUUUUUCGUUUUGUUUUGUUUGCUGUACUUUGGGAGAGGGAAUUAAUGUUCUUCCCACCAUUCAUCAUGCAUGCAUAACACAAGCAUUAUUACUGUUUUUGUAUUUUGACGACUGCUAAAGGGAAGAGAAUUCAUUCGCCGGGGAAAAUAGUUGUUAAACCAAUGGACUAAUGAAAACAUUGUAACUUGGGUUUCGUACAACACCAAAUACAGAUUAGAUGUUGUUUUUUUUUUUGCUUUGGCGAAGGAAAGCCAACAGCCGAAUAUGAAUUUCAUGAGAAGUUAGCUAUACCAUUUAACUUAUCACUACACCGAUGUAUUCUAACGGAAAACCAUGGAUAAUAAAAACACACAUUUAUCUAGUA